Ictalurus furcatus (blue catfish) is the source of this 1711-nucleotide messenger RNA. Its product is annotated as alpha-1B-glycoprotein-like. Lineage: Eukaryota; Metazoa; Chordata; Actinopteri; Siluriformes; Ictaluridae. The record is from RefSeq and is a predicted model, not a curated record. Bases 97 to 1359 code for a protein of 420 amino acids. The transcript has 10 exons.
CACUAAAGGAGGUCUUAACAUCAUCUGUGUACCGUCUCCUUACACACACGCACGAUUCACAUAACCGUUGCAGUCUCACUUGUUCAGUCUUUAAGAAUGUCAUUGUCUGGAUUUUUGUUCACAUCACUUCUUAUCUUUUCUGCUCAUUUUCUCCAAACCUGCGCAGGCGGAGCUUUGGCUCAGGAGAAUCCUCCCUAUCCACAGCUGGUGCAGGUGUCGUCAGAUGUGUCCUCAGGCGUGGUGUUACGGUGUCUAGCCCCCCAGGGUCACGGUGGCCGAGUGUUUGAGCUCUACCACGUGCGCACACUCAAACUCUCGGUGCAGUUUGACACGGAGCACUCGUACGCCGACUUUCAGUUCAACACCAGCACUGCAGAUUCCGAGGAUAUCUACUGCUGCCGCUAUGACCACAGCAUGUUCAGCCUGUACACCAGGCCCACUCCUCCACCACGCCCGAACACACCCCCAGCUCCUCCUCAACUCUCGGUCACACCUCCAGAUGGGUAUGUCCGGCCUGGUCAGGUGGUGGAGUUCCGUUGUCAGGCCCCGCCCACCCUUGCUCCUGUGUCAUUUGUCCUCCAGAAACCACAAAACAUGAUCCAUUCCCAGAAUCCUCAGUUCAAGGUGGGGCCAGUGGGCGUGGCUGAUGGGGGCAUGUAUACCUGCUUCUACAUGUAUAACCUACCAGAGGGAGUUCAAAAGUCUGUCCCCAGCACACCUGUCUAUGUUAAUGUAGGAGUUAAGCUCCCAGCUCCGCAGUUAUCUCAGCGGGCAGAGGGGGCGCUAGUGUGCACCGGGUCACCCUCCUACCCUGGUGCUCAUUUCUCCCUGUUCCAACAGGGUUCCUCAUCACCGUUAGCAACACAACACGCCCCCAAGAUUGAACACACCGUGCAAUUCACUGCAUCAGGGCAGCACUGGGAAGGGAGCGGGUACCAAUGUCAGUACAGUGUGCUGCUGGGUAAAAACUGGACACAUUCUGAACUCAGCUCCCCCAUCCUACUGCAAUGUGUGACAGGAUCUCCUUCCUGCAGUUCAUCUUCUACAGAUAACCAUCCUCCACAUACAGGUUCAAUGGACCUGCCUUUGGUGUGUGGGUCCAUCUCAGCUGCACUGCUCUUCCUGAUGGUGCUCAUAGUCCUGGCCUUUGGGAUUCGCAAAUAUGCUAAAACAGCAGCCAAUAAAAGGAGACAAAGGGAACAGGAGCAGUUCUGGCAGCAGGUCCACUCCAGAGACCACAUUGUCGAUCUCACACUACAGAGAGUCAGCACUGGCUCCAAGGAGGAGGGAUUAGCUUCAGGGUUGGAGCCCAUCUACGAAUCUCCAAUCAGCACAUUCACCCGCCCACCUGGAUACUGACACGCUUGCUCGCUCGCUCUCUCUCUCUUUCUCGGCGACAGUGCAGCGUGAGAGCGCUACACCCACAGACGGGUACAGCACACCUAAAUGGGCGGAGCAUGCCGAUGAUAUGGCUGGGUUUUGGUUUGCAUGUAGUUACUUCAGUUUCUUUCUGACGCAAAGGCAAAAUGGGGUCACACACACACACACGCUGAUCUCUCAGCAUUUUCUCUUCCUUUUUCUGUACGUUUUUCCUUUUUAUUCGUCAUCAUCCUUUCAUUUAAUUACAUUCUUCACUCUUGUCCUUCUACUUUCUCAUUUAUCUCAUUACUUUAUCUCAUUUACUCAUGGUUCUCUCUUUCUCCUCCUUCAU